AUGGAUAGCGAAGAAAUAUAGUAGAUUCAAGCAAUUAAUUUUAUUUCAGAGCAAAAUAAUGCUAAAGUUAUCAGUUGCUCUUCCGAGCUUAAAAAUGCUUAGGCAGCAAACAUUAUUUCUGCUAAUAGAAAAAGCAUUUGGAUGACUGAAGAAGGAAUGCCUUAAAGUGUUAUUAUCGAUAUUAGCAAAUUGGCUGACAGACCUAAAUUUUUCAAAUGUGUAGCAUUUGAUUGUUGGCAUGAUUAUAAAACAAACCCAUCUAUCAUUGAAUUUUUAGUAUCUACAGAUAAUGUCAAAGAAUAUAUCACUUGGUCUACGAUUUAUUUAGAGCUUAAAGAAGGUUUACAAGUAUUUCAAAUAGAUCCAUUAGGCAGAAGAUACGAUUUUAUUAAGAUUAUUGUAAAAGAAACUUAUGGCGGUGCUAAAACAUAUUUAAAUUAGGUUUUACUUUUUGAGGAAAAUCCUUUUGGAAAUAAGUAACCAGCUUCUUAAUAGUAAAUUUAAUCUAAUAAUUCUUAAGCACUUUUAAUGAGAAAUAAAUCAAAUGCUCAAGAUUUAAGCAUGAAUAUUGAGUCUGAAAUUGAUGAAAAAUUCUUUAAUCAAGCUCGCUUGAACAUUCCUAGGCCUUUUCCUAAUUAAAUGAGCAGCAGCAGUAGCAAUAAUUUGAAUAUAUAAAGUAAUAUUGGGACCACUUUGAACACUUAAGGGAAUACUUUGAAUACUUAACCUAAUUCUAUGAUUACACAAACAAAUUAAACUUUACCUGACUAAAAUUUAACCAGCAAUAUUCUGAAUCAACCUCACCCAGCAAAUCUGCCUUCAAUAAGCUAUCCUUCUUAUAAUAAUUCAGAUAGAAGGCUAAAGCACAAUAAUGUAAAUUCAAUAAAAAAGAGGAGCUUAGUUAGCAGUCCAAGUGAAGAGUUAUUACAUUACUAAGGAAAUGUGCAUCAAAGUGGGAAUAAUACAUAAUAAAGUUUAGCAAUGAAUGGAUAGUUUUUCCAUACUCCUUCACAUAGCAAUUACAAUUUGAAUAGCAAUCAUAAUCUGCAAAGCAAUCAAAUGGCUCAAUAGCCUUUAGAUUCGAUUUAAAAAUAAUUAUAUAACAUUUAGUAAUAAUCUAUGCCAGGUAGCAGUGCUAUCUAAUCAGUAAGAGGAAUGAAUAGCUUUCAACAAAAUUAACCUUAAAUUAUGAAUACCGAUUUAGACUAAAUCUAACAAAAUUUAAAUUUAAAAUUAUAAAAUAUGAAUAAAGAAAUAAUGCAGCUUUAAAAUGAAUAACCCAGUGAAGUUAUUAUGGAUAAUUCCAGUCUCACUCCAGUAAAUUAAGAUAAUUAUGCAGAAUUAUAGAAAUAGUUAUUUGGUCAGCCAAAUGUAAAUUAGCAAAACUAAUUGCAAAGAGAACCAAAUUUAAUGCAAGUUAAUUCUAAUUCUAACAAUAAUUUAUUUGAGAAAGUAAAUAACUCAGGCUACAAAUAGAUUAAUUUGAAUUAAUAAGAUGGAGGAUAACUUGUAAGUAAUAAAACAAGCUAAAUUAGUUAGAUCAACAAUAAUGCUCACAAUCAUAACAACAGCUAGCAUUCAAACAUCAACGCAAAUAUCCUCUUCGAAGAUAGCAACCAAAUACCUUCUCAUCUCCUCACUCAAUCUGAAAAAGAAGUCUUAGCUCUUAAAAAAAUGGUUUAAUCAUUGAAAGAAGAAAACUCUGCAAAAGACCACUAAAUUAAGAAACUAGAAUAAAUUGUAUAAAAUUUACAAUACACAUGCUAAAAUCUUGUGGAAAAAGUAGAGUCCUUAGAAAAUAAAUUUGAAAAUUUCAAAUAGCAAUUUAAAACAAGUUCAUCUUAUAGAAGAACCACCCAAACAGAAGAAAGAGAUGAUGAAAAAUAUAAUCAAUAUGUUUUGGAAACAAACUAAAAGCAGAACUUCCCCUUAAACUCUCCAUAAACCUUUGGCAAAAACUACUCUCACCAUUCAAAUAAUUAUGCCAACAAUAAUAACUCAGCUCAAAAAUACGGAGAUCAUCACAAUUAAACUGAAUAAGAUAUAUUGUAUGAAUAGUACGAUAGUUAAAAUGACAAAAUAAAUAAAUUAAUUGAAUAAAAGCUUGAAUAAUUUCAAAAAGUCAUUGUAAAUACGAUGAAAAAGAAUAUAUUACCGCAAGAAAAUGAGUAGCAAGAAUAUUAAUCAAAUGCGAUACCUGUAAGAGGAUAAUAAAACAGCUAAUUAAGACCUAAACAGCAAACUUAUUCAUAACAAGAGAACUUUGAUAAACAAAGAACUAAUAAAUCUAGGUAAAAUAGCAGUAAUUCGCGCUAAUAAAAAACAUAAGAUUACUAUCAGCCUCCUUCAUUUAAUUAAAAUAGCAGGAGUGAUAGCUAAUCAUAUUAAAGAUAGUCAUUUAAUUAAAAUAGUUAACCUAGUUAUACAAAUAAGAACAUGGGAAAUAGGUCAAAUAGUAAUCAUUCAUAGCAAAACAUAUAAAAAUCAUAUAGAUCUAUUUCAAAAUAAAACCAACAAGACUAUCAUGAUAUAAAUUAAGUUCCUCUAUAAUAAGUUCAGUCAAAUAAACAAUUUAAUACAGAACCUAAUCGCAAUCGCACAGAUAAUUCAUCCAAUCCUCGUGUUGUAAAACUUCUAGAAAAACUUUAAGAAAAGCUGACUAUAAGACAAAAAAAGGUUGAAUAAUUGAAUUCUGGUAAAAAAAGCAAAAAGGAUUACUAUGACAGAGAUUUUGAUGACAUAUCUGACAUACAAGAUGGAAUCAGUUCUGGCCAUCAUAGUAGAUUAUUUGAAUGA
This is a messenger RNA of Tetrahymena thermophila SB210, 2796 nucleotides long. RefSeq lists its product as hypothetical. The record is from RefSeq and is a predicted model, not a curated record. Lineage: Eukaryota; Ciliophora; Oligohymenophorea; Hymenostomatida; Tetrahymenidae. The transcript has 8 exons.